This is a messenger RNA of Lotus japonicus, 1553 nucleotides long. RefSeq names its product beta-glucosidase 12-like. Lineage: Eukaryota; Viridiplantae; Streptophyta; Magnoliopsida; Fabales; Fabaceae. The coding region runs from base 157 to 1551 and encodes 464 amino acids. The record is from RefSeq and is a predicted model, not a curated record. Gene Ontology annotation, molecular function: beta-glucosidase activity. Gene Ontology annotation, biological process: carbohydrate metabolic process. The transcript is spliced from 13 exons.
UCCUUCAUCUUGAUGCAUAAAUAGAUCCCCACAUAUCCACUUCCACCAUUGUAAUUAUAUUGAACAUAAUGUACAUUUGUAUAUGGGUUUGGCUAUUAUCUAUAUCUCAUCCACAUUGGUUUAUUGACUCUUGUUAUUAGCUCUUCUGUUACAAUCAUGGAAGCUGCUGUGCCUACAUUUGUUGAUGUUGCUUCUCUAAACCGGAGCAGUUUCCCGGAAGGUUUCAUCUUUGGUACCGCCUCCUCCGCCUACCAGAGUGAAGGUGCUGCAAAUGAAGGUGGCAGAGGACCGAGUACAUGGGAUACUGCUACUCAUAAAACCCCAGAAAAGAUAAAGGACAGAAGCAAUGGAGAUGUAGCUUCGGAUCAGUAUCAUCGCUAUAAGGAAGAUGUUAAGAUCAUGAAGUACAUGAACACUGAUGCAUACAGAUUCUCUAUCUCAUGGUCAAGAAUAUUGCCUAAAGGAAAAAUAAGUUCGGGAAUAAACCAAGAAGGAAUCACAUAUUACAACAACCUGAUCAACGAGCUACUAGAUAAUGGUCUUAAACCAUUUGUGACCCUUUUCCAUUGGGAUCUUCCCCAAGCCUUAGAAGAUGAGUAUGGUGGCUUCUUAAGCCCUCACAUUAUAAAUGAUUUCCAGGACUAUGCAGAGCUUUGCUUCAAGGAAUUUGGAGAUAGAGUGAAGCUUUGGGUUACUGUUAAUGAACCUUUUGCUAACAGUUUGUGUUCUGAGCCCUACACGGCCUCACAUUACCAACUCCUUGCUCAUGGAGCUGCUGUGAAAAUCUACAAAACCAGUUAUCAGGCAACUCAAAAGGGUUUGAUUGGCAUCUCCUUGCAUUCACACUGGUUCGUGCCCUUCUCAGAUGACAAAGAAGAUCAUCAAGCUGCCAAACGUGCUCAUGAUUUCAUGUUUGGAUGGUUCAUGAAACCAUUGACAAAAGGAGAGUAUCCAAAAACCAUGCAAUCUUUGGUGGGAAACCAAUUACCAAACUUCACUGAGGAGCAAUCCAAGCUACUUGCUGGCUCAUUUGAUUUUAUUGGAAUAAAUUACUACACCACGAUGUAUGCUGCCAAUAUGCCCAAUCCAAGUAGUGAUCACCCAUAUGACAAUAUUUCUCAAGUCAAAUUAACCAAUGAGCGUAACGGGAUACCAAUUGGAUCAAGAGGUGCUUCACCAUGGUUAUAUGUUUAUCCGAGAGGGAUUCGAGAACUAUUGUUGUAUAUAAAGAGAGAGUAUAACGACCCUGUAAUUUACAUAACAGAAAAUGGCAUGGAUGAAUUCAAUGAUCCAACACUGCCACUUGAAGAGGCACUUAUGGAUACUUACAGAAUUGAUUACUUCUAUCGCCAUCUUUAUUAUGUUUCAGCUGCAAUCAAGGAUGGUGUGAAAGUACAAGGAUAUUUUGCAUGGUCACUUUUGGACAGCUUUGAAUGGGGUGGUGGUUACACCAAGCGUUUUGGAAUCAACUUCGUCGAUUACAAGGAUAAUUUGAAAAGAUACCAAAAGCUCUCUGCCCAUUGGUUUAGGAAAUUUCUUGAAAAACAUUAAAC